CAAAGUGAAACUCCUGAAAGUUGCUCAAAGCGUGGAAGGCCUGGCCCAGGGAGGGGAAUUUGGCGGUUUUCCCCUACAGCUCUCUGCCUUCUGAGUCCCGGGCCAGCUGGGCUGCAGCCAGCGGCUUCCUCCUAGGGGAACAAGCGGGGGCAGUUCCCCAGACUGGACAGUGCGGGGGCUCCGAUCCUGGCGCUCGGGCCGGGUGGCUGGAAGCUCCCGGUGAGGCUGGAGGAGUUCGGGAGACUGGAGCGCUCCUCUCCUGCCUCCUACCCGGUGUCUCGCGGCCCCCUCCUCGCCUGUGAGUAGAGCUCCGCAUGGCUCUGAGCAAAGGACUGCGGCUGCUGCGGAGGCUGGAGUCCCCAGGGGACAGCAGCAUCCUGCUGGAGGCCCGCAGCCGCCAGGACUGUCUCCUCUUCGAGGCCGGCACCGUGGCCACGCUCACUCCAGAAGAAAAGGAGGUAAUUAAAGGACAGUAUGGGAAACUCAUAGAUGCUUACGGCUGCCUGGGCGAGCUCAGGUUAAUAUCUGGUGGCAAACAACUGAGCUUCUUGGUCUUGGUGACAGGCUGUACAUCGGUGGGAAGAAUUCUUGAUGCUGAGAUCUAUAAAAUCACUGCAAUAGAUUUCUGUCCACUCCAGGAAGAUGGCAAGGAAGAAGACCGUCUCACUGCACUGAAAAAAAUUCUUAACUCUGGGAUGUUCUAUUUCUCCUGGCCAAAUGCCGGCUCCAACUUCGACCUGACUGUCCGAGCCCAAAAGCAGGGUGAUGACAAUUAUGAGUUGGGAAAUUCCUUCUUCUGGAACCAGCUGUUGCACGUUCCCUUGAAGCACUACCAAGUGAACUGCUCUGACUGGCUGCUGAAGGUGAUCUGUGGAGUGGUGGCCAUCCGCACCGUCUAUGCCUCCCAUAAACAGGCCAAAGCUUGCCUCAUCUCCCGGAUCAGCUGUGAGCGAGCUGGUGCCCGGUUUCACAUCAGGGGGGUGAAUGAUGAUGGACACGUGUCUAACUUCGUCGAGACAGAGCAGACGAUUUACAUGGAUGAUGGCGUGUCGUCUUUUGUCCAGAUCAGAGGCUCAGUUCCACUGUUUUGGGAGCAGCCAGGGCUUCAGGUUGGGUCUCAUCAUCUGAAACUUAACCGAGGUCUAGAAGCAAAUGCCCCUGCUUUUGACAGGCAUAUGAUGCUUCUGAAAGAGCAGUAUGGAAAGCAAGUGAUCGUUAACCUGUUGGGAAGCAGAGGAGGAGAGGAGGUGCUCAACAGAGCCUUCAAGAAGUUGCUUUGGGCCUCUUUCCAUGUUGGAGACACACCUAUGAUAAAUUUUGACUUCCAUCAGUUUGCCAAAGGAGGGAAGAUAGAAAAAUUGGAGAAUCUGUUGAGGCCCCAACUAAAGUUGCACUGGGAUGAAUUUGAUGUUUUCGCCAAGGGCGAGAAUGUGAGUCCACGUUUCCAGAAAGGUACCUUGCGAAUGAACUGUCUGGACUGCUUGGAUCGGACGAACACUGUACAGUGCUUUAUCGCCCUUGAGGUUCUUCACUUACAACUGGAGAGCCUGGGACUGAAUUCAAAGCCAGUCACUGAACGCUUUGUGGAGUCAUACAAAGCCAUGUGGUCUCUUAACGGUCACAACCUGAGCAAAGUCUUUACAGGCAGCCGGGCACUGGAAGGAAAGGCCAAGGUCGGGAAACUCAAGGAUGGGGCCCGGUCUGUAUCUAGAACCAUCCAGUCCAAUUUCUUUGAUGGAGUGAAGCAAGAAGCCAUCAAAUUGCUGCUGGUUGGUGAUGUCUACAAGGACGAGUAUGCUGACAAAGGGAGGAUGCUUAUGGACAGCACAGCCCUCUUAGUGACUCCAAGGAUCUUAAAAGCCAUGUCAGAGCGUCAGUUAGAAUUCACCAAUUUCAAACGGAUUCGGAUUGCCAUGGGAACCUGGAAUGUAAAUGGAGGAAAACAAUUCAGAAGCAACCUUCUCGGCACUGGAGAAUUAACUGACUGGCUGCUGGAUUCUCCCAAGCUUUCAGGGGCGACUGAAUUUCAAGAUGACAGCAGCCCAGCUGACAUAUUUGCAGUGGGAUUUGAAGAGAUGGUGGAAUUGAGUGCAGGAAAUAUUGUCAAUGCUAGCACUACCAAUAGAAAAAUGUGGGGAGAGCAGCUUCAGAAGGCUAUCUCAAGGUCUCAUAGGUACAUUCUGUUGACUUCUGCCCAGCUCGUAGGCGUCUGCCUUUAUAUCUUUGUACGCCCUUACCAUGUUCCAUUUAUCAGGGAUGUAGCAAUUGACACGGUGAAGACCGGCAUGGGAGGAAAAGCUGGGAACAAAGGCGCUGUUGGCAUCCGAUUUCAGUUCCACAGCACUAGCUUCUGUUUUAUUUGUAGUCAUUUGACUGCUGGACAGUCACAGGUGAAAGAGAGGAAUGAAGACUAUAAGGAGAUUACACAGAAGCUCAGUUUCCCCAUGGGAAGAAGUGUCUUUUCUCAUGACUAUGUAUUCUGGUGUGGGGAUUUCAAUUACCGAAUUGAUCUUACUUAUGAAGAAGUCUUCUAUUUUGUUAAGCGACAAGACUGGAAGAAACUUCUAGAAUUUGAUCAACUACAACUACAGAAAUCCAGUGGAAAAAUUUUUAAGGAUUUCCAUGAAGGUACCAUUAAUUUUGGACCCACAUACAAAUAUGAUGUUGGCUCAGAAGCUUAUGAUACGAGUGAUAAGUGUCGAACCCCAGCCUGGACUGACAGGGUACUAUGGUGGAGGAAGAAACAUCCUCUUGACAAAACAGCGGGAGAGCUCAACCUUCUAGACAACGAUUUAAACAUUGACACCAAAAUCAAGCACACCUGGUCUCCUGGCGCUCUUAUGUACUAUGGUCGAGCAGAACUUCAGGCUUCUGAUCACAGGCCUGUGUUGGCAGUUGUAGAAGUAGAGGUCCAGGAAGUGGACGUAGAUGCCCGGGAGAGAGUCUUCCAGGAAGUGUCAUCUUUCCAAGGACCCUUAGAUGCUACAGUGGUGGUAAACCUACAGUCACCAACCCUGGAAGAACAAAAUGAGUUCCCUGAGGAUUUGCGGGCUGAGCUUAUGCAGACCUUAGGGAAUUAUGGGACCAUAAUUCUUGUCAGGAUCAAUCAAGGGCAAAUGUUGGUGACUUUUGCAGACAGUCGGUCAGCCCUUAAUGUCUUGGAUGUAGAUGGUAUGAAGGUUAAAGGCAGGGCAGUGAAGAUCAGACCAAAAACAAAAGAUUGGCUAAAAGGUCUUCAAGAAGAAAUCGUACGGAAACGGGAUAGCAUCAUAUCCAUGUCCCCCACUGUCAACUCCUGUCUGUUAGAAGAAAACUUUGACUUCUCCAGUUUGGACUACGAAUCAGAAGGAGACAUUCUUGAUGAAGACGAGGACUAUUUGAUCGAUGAGCAACAUCCCUCCUUCCUCACUGACACAGAACCGUCAGCAGACGAUUAUUUGGAAGCCCCGGGCUCUUCCACGGCAGGGGCACCUCCCAGCAAGUCUCCAGCAUUGACUAAAAAGAAAUCUCGCCCCUACAAAGAUGAUGCUGACCUGGCAGAGUUAAAGCAGGAGCUGGAAGCUGUUGGGGACUUCCGCCAUCGUUCUCCAAGCAGGUCUCUGUCUGUUCCUAACAGGCCUCGGCCACCUCACCCACCACAGAGACCCCCACCUCCAACUGGUUUAAUGGUGAAAAAGUCUGCUUCUGAUGCAUCUCUUUCCUGUGGCACUCAUGGGCAAUAUUCCAUCUUACAGACAGCUAAGCUUCUUCCAGGAGCACCUCAGCAGCCACCUAAAGCCAGGACUGGGAUAAGUAAACCGUAUAAUGUCAAACAGAUCAAAACCACCAAUGCUCAGGAAGCCGAGGAAGCCAUUCGGUGCCUCAUGGAAGCAAAAGGAGGAACACAAGAAGAAACACUAAAUGCAGUUUUCUUAAGGAACCAAGUGUCUACCAAACCACAGCCCUUAUCUAAUGUAUCCAAGCCAGGGUCUUCUCAGACAACCCAGCUCCUCCCCCAUCGACCCGCACCUAGAGUUCCUGUGAUUAAGAAGCCAACUCUUCGAAGGACAGGAAAAUCUUUAUCCCCAGAAGAGCAGUUUGAGCCUAGUGUUGAAAGCACCACUCUAGUGGCGCCCCCUCGAGUUGCUCCUGUCCCCAAACCAAGAACACUGCAGCCUGGGAGAACUGUCGAGAGAAGACUGAGUGGGGAAGUGCCUGCUGACGGAGAUGCCACGGUGUCCCCACCUUUGGAAACUGCUUCCCUUGUUCCCAAGGUUCCCCCCAGGAGGAAGAAGUCGGCCCCAGCAGCUUUUCACCUGCAGGUUCUGCAGGGCAACAAUUUGCUCCUCCAGGACGUGACUUGCUGUAGCGGGAACAACAACCACCACCACAAUGACUCUCACCCUUGGGCCGGCGACCAGCCUGACUCAGGCCCACUUGCUUCACAAGCAGACCUUCUUGGCACUUUACCAGGGCCCAGCCUACAUGCCGACAGUACAAAGGCAGCAAAGACAGAGGCAGCCACCCUUCUUGGUGAGCAUCAGGACCCCUUCCUGAGCCUCCUCCACCACCCAAAGAUAUUGAACACUGGCUGGUUUACUAAGAGUGCUGAGCCUUUGGGUACAGUCACCCUGAAUCUGGAAAGGGAACCCCCCAGCCCAGCACAAGUGAGUGUUCCAGCUGCUAAGGUGGGACCUUCACCAGCCCACGGACACAAAGACUUUGGACACUGGGUUAUAUUCAAUGAUGAGGAAGACCAGAGGACAGCAUUGCAGCUGUUUGAUCCACUGGCGAAAACAUGACAAAAAGACCUUUACAAACACUCACUGCCUUGUAAAGUUGUGUGUCUUUUUCCCCCUCAACAUAUCAUUCACUGUAAAUCCCAAUAAGAAACUCCCUCUAUGUCAAAUGGGGACUUUUUCUUCUUCUGUUUAAACAGUACAUUGGAGAAAGUAUAAGUGUUUAUUUGGUCUUACAGAAUUUUCUGAAAAUAGUUUAUCUUUAAUCAGUAGGAUCAAUUGUCAUUCCUCCACCUUAGCCACUGAGAAAAUGCUUUGUUGCAGGUUUGGGCAUGUUGGGUUAUUUUUUCUCUUUGUGAACUUUCCUUUUUUCUCACUCUUGACUUCCCCACCCCCUAAAAAAAUGUCUCAUUGCAUGUUUUUUUUGUUUUUUUUUUUGGAGAGAGAAACUGCAAAUCUAAUGGGUAUUUUGCUCCAGGGUAUGAUUUCUCUCCUUGAAUAUGGACUGCAUGUUACAAGUCACAAGAUACUUGUGUGUUUUCUGUAUAAAUUAGCUGACAUAAUGGUACCAGAUUGCUCACCAGUACCUUUAAACUGGCCUUGCUUAAACCGUCAGCCUUCAGUCAACUAAUUUGUUGAAAAGCCCCAAGACCAAAGUGGUUGAAAACAUGUCAAAGGCAGUGUUGGAAGAGGUAAGCAAAAGUGAGCCAAAUGCCCAAAUAUACAUUUUGUUGAUCCUGUGUCAUAAGAUUCUUGUCCACAUGCAUAAUACUGUGGAUUUACAUUGAGCCUAUGUCUAGUGUUUUAACACUAGCUCAAAUUGACUAAAAAAAAAAAACCAAAACACUUGCACCAUGACCUAUGUGAUAUAUAGUCCUUAAACUGCUGCAGAUCCUUGGCAUGUGUUUUUAAAUUAUGUCUUUAUACUACAUACCUAGUAUACCACAUAAAACCUCACUAAUCUUUUUCUCAUAUAUUCCACAAACAGAAUAAGCACAAAAUGAAUAGCUUUGUUUAGUGAUUGUGCACAUUUGAAAGUCCACGUUAUCCUGAGCUUUCUAUCCAGAGUUUUCUAGAGGGACAGUACCACAUGCCCCAUCAUCAAACAACCUCUAAGACAAAACUUCUUUGUUCUUUUAGGUGUCUUUUUCUUUUUUUUCAUGUGUGUAUGUGUUCUAGCUUUUUUCCCCGCCAGCUCCAAAAUUACAUUGAUUUCUGGCUCUCUAAACCAUACUGAAUGUGGUAGGAGUGUUUCUGUUUUUAAACUGUUAGGCCUGAGUUGCUCUGCUUUUCGCUUGGAGCUGAUCAGAUUUUCUUCAUGUGGAAUCCAUUGGCCACUCGGGGUAAAUAGCCACGUGUACAGAGACACAAAUGAAUACCACUUGUUUACUCAGGUUCAGCCUAGAUGACUUACAGGUAAGGUUAAACCCUACUUUAGAGAUGGUAUAAGAAUAAGACACAGUUUAGAAUGAGAGCAGUUGCUAGUGACCUUGGUUCUCAAACACUAUUGAGUUUCCCAAAAUUCUUCAUUUUAAUUCACUUUAAGUUUUAAAGAAUAAACAUGGUGUUAUACCACUUUAAGGAGUUAAGGGAGGAAAACUUCAAACCAAACAAUGACAGCACGUUACAAUCCUCAAAAGUCUGAAUGUUUUAGCUCCAGGACACCCAGAGCUGGUAGGUAGUGUGUUAAGAGGAUAAAACAACACAGUAUCCUAUUUAUUUUCAAGCAGAGAAUUUUGGCCUUUUGGUUCUUUGAGAUGCCUUGAAUAUUUAAUCAUUCUUCUAUAUUACCUACAGAACCAGGAUUCAAGGGAUGGCCAAGGAUGUCCUCUUCUACCUGUAUUUUUUUUUUUUUUAGGGAUUCCCCCUUUCCUCUGCCCCCUUUCUCAAAUACUUGGUUGUAAUGAAGGUGAGUAGGACCAGGCUGUUCAUAACCAUGCCAUUUUCCUUCUUACCACAGCCAGAGUCUGAGUUUUGAGAAUGGCUCUCUUUAAUGCCCAGUAAAUUAAUACUAGCCCACCUCUCUUUUAUCUCGAGUCCGUUUUCAGAUGCAAUGGACAUGUUGGGACCCCCAGCUUAUCAAAUGAUAUCCAUGUGGAAGUUGAAAGCACUCCGAUGUGUAUCUGCUACAACCCUGUGCUGUGAAGCAGACGGGCUGCAUAUGAAUUAUCUUCAUUUGUUACUGGCUAGGAGAUUGAGGCUGGAAAGUUAAAUUAUCUCAGGACGAAUGAGGGCUUGAACCAGAAUCCAGAUCUUCUGAGUCUUGGCUCAGUGUUCUUUCCAAAAGGGGUAUAUUGCUGACCUUUCAGCUCAGCAAUCUGCUAAAAAAAAAAAAAACUGCGAAGGAAAAAGCCAA
Molecule: messenger RNA, 7074 nt
Organism: Vombatus ursinus (common wombat)
Lineage: Eukaryota; Metazoa; Chordata; Mammalia; Diprotodontia; Vombatidae
Product: synaptojanin-2
Exons: 27
Coding region: 315-4781 (1488 amino acids)
Biological process (GO): phosphatidylinositol dephosphorylation; synaptic vesicle endocytosis; brain development
Cellular component (GO): perinuclear region of cytoplasm; presynapse
Molecular function (GO): RNA binding; phosphatidylinositol-4,5-bisphosphate 5-phosphatase activity
Source: RefSeq, a predicted model, not a curated record